AUGCGGAUUGUGGGCGGCCACGACUCCAUGCCGGGGUCCUGGCCCUGGAUCGUCAGCAUCCAGGUUCGCACCAAGACCGGCUACGAGCACUUCUGCGGCGGGUCCCUCAUCCACCCCAGCUGGGUGCUCACCGCCGCCCACUGCUUCAAGACCAAGAAGAUGUUCGGGCUGCGCGGGGUGAUCGGCGCCACGCAGCUCUCCAGGCUGGGCCCCCAGGCCCAGGUGCGCAACUACCGGCAGGUGGUGCCGCACGAGAACUACCAGCGCCAGGGGCAGCUCAACGACAUCGCCCUGCUGGAGCUGGACCAGCCCGUCCAGUGCAGCGAGUACAUCCAGCUGGCCUGCGUGCCUGACCGCACCGUGGACCUCACCAAGCUCACCAACUGCUGGGUCAGCGGCUGGGGCUACAUGAAGGAGGAAGUUGAAGUCGUGCCUGACAUCCUGCAGGAAGCCCAGGUCCACUACAUCGACUAUGCCACGUGCAACGGCAGCGGCUGGUACGAGGGCCAAGUCAACCGCAACACCAUAUGCGCAGGCCACAAGAAGGGCGGCAUCGACACCUGCCAGGGCGACAGUGGCGUCCCCCUCCAGUGCCGGGAGCAAACGUCCAACCGCUUCUGGGUCGUGGGGCUCACCAGCUGGGGGAUGGGCUGUGCCAGGCCCCGGCAGCCCGGGAUCUACACCCUCACGCCAAACUACUUCGAAUGGAUCGUGGCCAACAUGAAGCCGGCGCCGAAGAAGGAGGCAACCCCGCCCCCAGCCCCGGUGUCCGUCCCGGUUCAAAUGGCCAUGCCCACCUCGCAGUUCAGCACCGCGCGGCCACUGCCGCCAAUGCCGCUGCCACCGGUAUAUCAGAAGCCAAAACCAGGCACCUGUAAGUCAGGCCGGAGCAGCAAAGACAAUUUAGUCAAACGGCUGAACAAAUUCCUGAAGGCUGUGAAAGAAGACAAGCAUUGA
Alligator sinensis (Chinese alligator) is the source of this 957-nucleotide messenger RNA. RefSeq names its product acrosin-like. Gene Ontology annotation, molecular function: serine-type endopeptidase activity. Gene Ontology annotation, biological process: proteolysis; acrosome reaction. Lineage: Eukaryota; Metazoa; Chordata; Crocodylia; Alligatoridae. The record is from RefSeq and is a predicted model, not a curated record. The coding region runs from base 1 to 957 and encodes 318 amino acids. The transcript has 4 exons.